Alternaria arborescens is the source of this 2160-nucleotide messenger RNA. RefSeq names its product Ribosome biogenesis protein. The transcript has 2 exons. NCBI's taxonomy places the organism in Eukaryota, Fungi, Ascomycota, Dothideomycetes, Pleosporales, Pleosporaceae. Gene Ontology annotation, cellular component: nucleus; nucleolus; 90S preribosome. The record is from RefSeq and is a predicted model, not a curated record. The coding region runs from base 1 to 2160 and encodes 719 amino acids. Gene Ontology annotation, biological process: maturation of SSU-rRNA from tricistronic rRNA transcript (SSU-rRNA, 5.8S rRNA, LSU-rRNA). Gene Ontology annotation, molecular function: protein binding.
AUGAAGAUUUCCACAGGCAACGUUCCGGUGUAUACCAUCAGCGGCAGUGAGGCGCGCCCGCUUCCAGAGUGGCUUAUCCGGAAAAGAAAGCGCAGUCUGAAGAACGACCCCGAAUUCGCAAACCGCGUGGAUUUGCUGCAAGAUUUCGAGUUUGAGGAAGCCAGCCAGUGUGUCCGUGUGAGCGAGGAUGGAGACUGGGUUAUGAGCACAGGCACAUACAAGCCUCAAAUACACGUCCACUAUCUCCCUCAUCUUUCCCUGUCCUUUGCAAGACACACCAAUACUCUCAACCAAACCUUCCAUCUCCUCUCCUCCGACGCUACCAAGAGCGUACAUCUCCAGCAAGAUCGAUGCAUCGAGUUCCACACCGGUGGGGGUCUCCACUAUGCGAGCCGCAUACCACGUUACGGUCGCGACCUCAUCUACGACCGAAGAUCCGCUGAGUGUCUGGUGCCGUCCGUUGGUGUGAAUGCAGACGGAAUGGGCGAGUGCUUCAGACUGAACCUAGAAGUUGGGCGCUUUAUGAGGAGUUAUGAGAUUGACGUGGGUGGGGACGACGUGACGACGGUUGGAGGUGGUGCUCUCCAGGGUGGCAUCGACGCUGGUGCAGUCAACACCGGUGCUAUUGCCGAACAAUCGCACGGUCUCCUCGCCUUCGGCACUUCUAUUGGAACAGUCGAGUACUGGGAUUCGCGAUCAAGGAACAGGGUUGGCAUACUUUCUGCCCCUCCGGAUGCAUUUGAAGGAAAGUCGGAAAUCACAGCUCUAACAUUCCCAUCAUCGGGUUUGGAGGUUGCUGUAGGAGACUCAAACGGCAUUGUGCAACUCUAUGACCUGCGAUCACCGAAACCACUACUAAGGAAAGACCAAGGAUACGGCUAUCCGAUCAAGAACAUUAUCUACCUCGAGGGCGCGCAGACUGACGAACCUAAAAUCUUGACCGCAGACAAGAGGGUAAUCAAGAUCUGGGAUUCAAAGGACGGCACGCCAUGGACCUCUGUUGAGCCUUCGGUAGACCUGAACCACGUUGAAUGGGUACCAAAGACUGGUAUGCUUUUGACGGCGAAUGAGGGCAGGCAACAGCAUUCCUUCUUCAUACCACAGCUCGGCCCAGCGCCAAGAUGGUGUCACUUCCUCGACAACAUCGUAGAAGAAAUGGCCGAAGACCCCAACGACCCCAACGCUUUUGGCAAGGGCGCGUCCGGAGACGUUUACGACAACUUCAAGUUCUUGACGCUCGAGCAGCUCAAGCAGCUAUCACUGGAUCACCUUGUUGGAACUACAAGUCUCCUGCGACCAUACAUGCACGGUUUCUUUGUCGCCCAAAAAUUGUACGAAGAAGCACGACUCAUCUCGAACCCAGACCUGUGGCAAGAGCAGCGCGCCAAGAGCAUCGCCGAAAAAAUCAGCAAAGAGCGAGAAAGCAGGAUUCGCGGCAACAAGAAGGUGGCAGUCAAGGUCAACAGAAAGCUCGCAGAGAGGAUGUUGGAAAAACAAGAAGAGCAGGAGCGAAGGAGAGCCAAGCGCGUCCUCAAAAAGGGCGGCGACGACGACAUGCUGGAGCCUUCCGCCGCACCUGCCGUCGAAGAGCCUGUCAAAGCAGAUGGCGUUCUCAACGACCCGCGUUUCGCCAAAAUGUUCGAAGAUCCCGAGUUCGAGAUCGACGAGCAAACCCGCGAGUUCCAGCAACUCAAUCCCAGCACCAAGAUACCCAAAGGUCUUACUGCGGUCGAACAAGAAGAUCUGGAAUCAAGAAAGGGCUCGUCAGACGAAGACUCCUCCGACUCCGAAGCCGACAAAGUACGUCCCACCAAGAAGCCACAGCAAAAGGAAGACACGUCGCGCAUCUCUUCCGGCAACUACCGCAAAGCCGGUCACCGAUCCCAACGCCCUGGCCCCGAAAUGGUGGUCUCAUCGUCGAACCAACGGAAAGCCGGACCGACUUCCAAGGACAAGACAUUCGGCUCGCGUGUCUCGAAACUCAAAGACAGAAAACCUGCGUCGUCUGCGAAUACGACGACGGUGGUCGGCGAGAGGGAGAUUACGUUUGCGCCGGAGAGGAAGCAGAAGAAGAGAACGGAACAGGAGGGUCAAAGGCAUGACCGGAGGAAGCAAGGCGACAGGAGGAAUGCUAGCAACAAUGUUUUCAGGAAUAUGUAG